AGCAGUGACCGCGACCGGCGCCGUGCGACGCGACAUGGCGACUGUCAAAGUGACGGAGCAAAAGGUUAUCUUGUGCGGCGAAUACGGCGUCGGCAAGACGUCUAUAUUCCGGCGCUUCGCCAAUAACACGUUCGUUGCCAGUAAUGAUCGUAAGUCUACCCUGGGCCUCGACAACAUCGAUAAGGAGUACGUUGUUGAGGACAGACGGAUACGCCUACAACUAUACACUGGUGGCAUGGAAAGAGUGGCGUCUGUCACUUCGAGUUAUUACAAAUUCGCGGAGGCCGCCAUUCUGGUGUUCGCCCUGGAUAACUCGACGUCGUUUCACCUGUUGUCCCAACACUUGCUCGACAUAGUCACGUACGCAGAGAACGCAAAGAUAUUCCUCUGCGGAAACAAAAGUGACUUGGAGAGCGUUGCGCCCCAGGUCACGGAUGCGGAGAUGGAGCAAUUCUGCGAACAAUGCCACAAUUUGAUAUCGGGGAUAUACAAAACGUCGUGCAAGACCGGCGAGGGAGUGAACGAGAUGUUCGAGGAUAUAGCGCAGCAUCUGGUCGAAGCUAACCGGUCGAUGGAGCUUCACGAGAUGGACAAGGACCGAUUUAAAAUCUCGUACAUCGACGAGGCGGCUGAUCCCUCGUGCUUGUGUUAACUCGCGAAUUAAUCCCGCGCACGAACACGACAUUUAUGACUCCUGAGAAUCAGUUUUCUCAGGCUCAACGGCGGAUUAUAACGCAAUGUAACGAAAACUGAGCAAAACUUUUUUUUCACCGAGCACUUAUUACAGGUGACUUUCCUAUGAGGGAAGGGCGCGUGUCGUCGAGAGAAGGCACGAUCUCAAGAAGAGUCCACGAGAGAGAGGGAGGGAGAGGGAGGGAGAGAGCGUGAUCUAUACACGUAUACGUAUACGGAUGGUGCGCAACGCAUGAUCACGGUCGGGUCAGGUCUAGAAGGUAGGAUAGCUCAGGCGUUGACGGUGAAGAUCGUUUUCACAUAAACAUUUAUUACGUAUGGAAUUGUACCUUAGCCAGCCCGAACCUAUUAACGUGAUUUACAUGACUGGUAUA
Messenger RNA from Ooceraea biroi (clonal raider ant), 1067 nucleotides. RefSeq names its product RAS oncogene family member RabX6 (gene RabX6). Gene Ontology annotation, molecular function: GTP binding; GTPase activity. NCBI's taxonomy places the organism in Eukaryota, Metazoa, Arthropoda, Insecta, Hymenoptera, Formicidae. The record is from RefSeq and is a predicted model, not a curated record.